CAGAGGCUUGAAGCAUGGGCCGCAGGCGGGCACGUAAGCGAGGGAAGCGUGGACCGGUGAGCGAGCAAGGUCGAAAGGAGCAGCAGAGUGUGGCUGUGGGCACAAACGAGGUCCAUACAAAGAGUCCGUCGGCGGCCGUCGUCGACGAGGCUGCGCUCUUGCGGGCAUAUGCCUGUGCCAAGGAGAGGCCGCUCGAGGCGUGCAGAGACCACAUUCUCGACACGUUGACAGCGUGCUACUCGCAUGGUACUGGUGGCGGUGGUGAUGGAGGUCCGGGAGAGUCACCCAUGGGCGUGGCUCCGCUCCCGCUCCCGCGUCCGCCGCUACUCGCUGCUACAGCUCCCCCCGAUGGUCGGUCGGUCUUCUACGGGCCGGGCUCUUCGGUCCCGGUCGCGCCGUAUGCAUUUACUUGGAUCCAUGCUGAUACGGCCGAGACCUGUGUUGGCGACGGCUCGGUGUGGAUGGCGGCCGGGGCGGACGAUGUCGUUCCCCUGGCAGUCUCGGCUGGAAGGGUUGUCGAUGCUGUGCUCGACCAGGGCGUGAGCCGGGUCAGGUACAAGGCAUUCCGUGCAAGCAUUGACGGGACGGUUCAUGAGUCGCGAGCCGCCGCCAAGUUUCAUGUGUGGACCCAGCAUCGCGGGAGCGUGGAGAGCGCAGUGCGGGCGUUUGUGUUGGCCAACGCGGCCACGCACGGCGGGGCCCGUCACUCGGGCUCACCGGCGCAUGCGCUCUCGGCGCUCCUGGCGGGCCUCUUUGCACCACACUUGGUGUAUCCGGAGCUGAUGACGGCGGCUACCUCAUCUGAAAGCACCGGGACGGCACCGCGGGUGCCCAGACCCCGCACCACAGCUACGCUGAGCACGUUAGAGGCGGCGUGGGCGGGCGACCAGGCGCUCGCACUGGUACAGAACGUGCUCCGGGCCGAGUGCGACGUCGGCGGCGUGUUUGAGCGGUUCUUGAGCGAGGCCGAGCGGGUGGCAGCGGCGCGUGCGCUCUGCUCGAGCGAGGACGAGUCGACGCGGCGGGCACGCGAGGGCACGAUCCUGGCUGAGGCGCAAUCGAUCAAGGCCGAGGCCGAGCAAGCCGCCGAGGCGCUGCGCGAGGCACAGAUGAGUCCAGAGCAGCGUGCGUGGUACCGGUUCAAGAAUCGCCUCGAGCCGCUGCAGACGAGUAUGGUUACGGAAUCGCUGGUCGAGGAGCUCAUUGACGAGAUUGCUACAUCGCUGGUGACCAACAUGGCGACGAAGCAGCUCAAGGCGUGCGCCGUGGCUGCAGCCGAGCGGGAGCGGAAGGAGCGGAUUGCCCGCCGCGCCGAGGAGCUUAUCCGUGAGCGCGAGGCCGCCGAGGCUGCCGAGGCUGCCCAGCGCGAGCACUACCGCGAGAUGACACGGCUUGUUGCUGGCGAGGCUGUGGAAAACCUCGAGGAAGCCGUUGUCACGCACGAGCUGACACGGAUGCUGAGAAAGAUGGUGGCGAGCCACAACGAGGCGGCCAAGCGCGAGCGGCUGCGUGUCGAGCACGAGCAGGCGCGCGAGCGCGAGCAAGAGCGGGAACAGGCGCGAGAGCACGAGCGUCAGCGUCAGCGAGCACAGGUUGACCAGUCGCGGCGGGAGGAGGAGAAGGCUGCCUCGCAGCGGAGCCUGCUGCCGGAGCUUUCACCGCUGGCACCACACGUUGGCGUGGCCCAGGGCGGCGGGCCUGGUGGAGCGCGGCGGCGGCUGGCGCUUGGAAGCGACAUGGUGUCGGGCCGGCAGCCUGCGUUUCAGGACUCGCAGCUCGCGAUGUUGCGGCAACAGCAGGCCGAAGUGCAGGCGCAGUUGUCACAGGCGCUGGUCUCGCCGCUCUCGGGCUUGGCGCCACUGCCGAUGCCUGGUGCCUCGCUGUGGGCAAGCACUCCGGCAGGCGAUCCAUGGAGCUCGGGAACGACAGGCAGCGCACCGCUUAACCCGCCCGGUUUCAGCAGCGCGUCGGGAGCUGCGCCAGCUGUAGUUGACAACUUUCUGGACAUUGACGUGGAGGAGUACGGGUUCCUGGCGUCUGCGACGGUGAUUGUGACCGGUGUCCCCCUGGCCGGGCGGUCAGGCUCGGCGAUGCAGUCGCUCUUUCCGUCUUCGCGAAUUGCGUACAUGCGUGACGGCAAGCUCAAGGCAGUCUUCCCAGCGGAGCUGGAUGGGACCGGCAUGGUGGAGUUCUUCUCCAUUGCCGACGUCGACAUGGCGGUGGCGCGGUCUGGCACGCUCUUUGCUGGUGCGACGGUGCUGGUGCGGCGGGCGCCGCCGCCGCGGGCCAAGGCGGUGGCGGUGGCACCGGCGGCGCUUGCUGCGCCGAUUCUGCCACCGUCCCUGGCACCCGACUGGUCGCUUGGUGGCUUUGGCCUCGGUGCUACCUUUGGCAGCACCGACGGGCUGAGCGCUGGCGCCGGCGACGGACACGCUCUUGGGGCGGCCAACUUUCCGUUGUUCGGUGUCCCGGCGCCCGAGAGCGCGCCUGUGGCACGGCCGCGCAACCCGUUCCUCACCUAGCUCUGGGACGCUAUAAAUGGCUGUGUGUUCUUCC
Molecule: messenger RNA, 2556 nt
Organism: Thecamonas trahens ATCC 50062
Lineage: Eukaryota; Apusomonadida; Apusomonadidae
Exons: 1
Coding region: 15-2522 (835 amino acids)
Source: RefSeq, a predicted model, not a curated record